ACUUCCAUCUCCAUCGUCUUCACAAUGGAAUACGACGCCAGUACCUCCUCCGAGUUAGCUUUAUCCGACACCGACAUCUGCUGGGACAGGCUAGACAAAGGAAGAUUUCAUGUCAUUGGAGCUAUUCUCUUCACAGCCCAGUCUGCUUUGAUACAUCCAACAGCUGUUGUGAAGACAAGGAUGCAAGUGGCUAGUUCCGGAUUAUUCUCAUCGCGCAUGACAGGACUGUCUGUUUUUAAACACAUAAUUAAGAAUGAUGGUAUCCCUGGCAUAUUUAGAGGCUUUGGCACAUCAGCCAUUGGAUCACUGCCUGGCAGAGUGCUCGCUUUGACUUCACUUGAGGUAUCAAAAGAUGUCAUGCUCAAGCGCACACAAAGUUUGGAUAUACCGGAAGCAACUCGUGUUGGCAUGUCAAAUGCAGUUGCUGGCAUGAUGUCAAAUCUAAUUUCAUGUGUGUACUUUGUGCCUUUGGAUGUGGUUUGCCAGAGACUCAUGGUUCAAGGGCUUCCUGGAACUAAACAUUGCAAUGGGACAUUUGAUGUUGUACGUAAAGUAAUGAAGGACGAAGGUGUGAGGGGUCUGUAUAGAGGUUUUGGAUUAACGGCUGUGUAUCAGUCCCCUGCUUCUGCACUGUGGUGGGGUGCUUAUGCUGCUUCUCACCAUCUUAUUUGGAGGAGUGUGCAGGUAUAUAGUGAUGAUGGAAUGGUGAAGAAACCAUCUGAUAUGGAGAUGGUUACAGUCCAAGCUACUGCUGGAAUGUUAGCUGGUGCUUGUUCUUCAGUUAUUACAACUCCUAUAGACACUGUCAAAACACGGCUUCAGGUUAUGGAUGGUGAAGAGGGAGGCAGUGGCAUUGGGGAGCGACAGCGGCCAUCAGUGAUGAGAACAGCAAGGGUACUCCUCCAAGAAGAGGGGUGGAGAGGUUUCUACAGAGGUUUUGGGCCAAGGUUCCUUAAUAUGUCUUUCUAUGGAGUUUCAAUGAUAGUAACUUACGAGCUUAUAAAAUUAUUAUCAGAGAGGCUAUCGGUGAAGCAUUCUUGAUGGAUGAAGCACAUCAUGGUUAUGGGAAGCAUGCACAGAUCAGACUGAUCCAAAAUUAGAUCACAUGUACCUAAUCUGAACUCUGAUCUGUAAGUGGCUAAGCUACCUUUGCCCUUGAAUUGGGUUCUUUGUGUAAUACUUCCGGUCUUUUCUACGCUGCUAUUGAUGACAAUGAGAACGAUUUAUGGCUUGGCAUGUACACUGCACAACAGCAUGUAAUUUUACUCAAAUGAUCAAAUAUGGUUAAUGCAUUGCAGCCUGAAGGUAUACAAAGAUAUAGGGAAUAGUGCUUGUGCCCAAGUAUAUUGCUGAUGUAUUUGUAAUUUAUGUUACUCUUUCAGUCAUUUAGAUCCUAAUUUACACUUCGGUAUCACAUACGGAGACACGGAGUAUGUGUAAAAUAAACUCCAUUCUCCUGGGAAAGGAUUACAAUAAGAGUGAUGCUACAUUUACACCACUUUCAUUUUUGUGCUCAUAGGUAUGUGCUAUCGAUGCAAAAAAAAUCAUUCAAUCUGUCCAGAAUCCAACUCAUUUAACCCAAUUCAUUAGAACUGACCUACAU
Molecule: messenger RNA, 1603 nt
Organism: Cuscuta epithymum
Lineage: Eukaryota; Viridiplantae; Streptophyta; Magnoliopsida; Solanales; Convolvulaceae
Source: the annotation of a GenBank genome assembly